GAGGUGACGUCAACUCCCGGAAGUAGCGGAACGCACAUGUGUUUACUAACUGGUUGGGGUUGCAGGAUUCCUCUGUUGUUAUCUGUAAUGGUGUAAGGGUCUUCUUUAAAAAAUAUACUAUAGCAGACAAAAACAAUGGCUUCACAAGCCCGCGAAGAAGAAAGCGAUGACGGCAUGGACGAGUUUAUGGAGAAAUUCAAGAAGGUUAAAUACCAAAAUGCGUUUAGUGAAAGCAACUGGGAGGAGGAGUUUGAUAAAGUGCCAAUGUUUAUGAAGUCUGCUCCCGAGGACAUCGACCCCGUUAAACACCCUGAUCUCGCCUGUCUCCAGUCCAUUAUACAUGAUGAUGAACGACCACCUGAAGAGCAGGCAAAGAGUCUAAAGGAUGAAGGCAACGAGUACUUUAAGGAAAAGAAAUAUCAGAAAGCUAUAGUGUCCUACACAGCUGGCCUGAAAAAAAACUCUGCUGACUCAGACCUAAAUGCUAUUCUUUACACAAAUCGUGCUGCAGCUCAUUUCCAUCUAGGAAAUAUGCGAUCGUCUUUGAACGACGCAACAGCUGCAAGGAAACUAAAACCAGGGCACUUGAAAGCCAUCAACAGAGGAGCCCAGUGCUGUAUGGAGCUGCAUAAUUAUGCUGAUGCACUGCUGUGGUGUGAUGAAGGCCUCAGGGUUCAGCCUACCGAUAAGAAACUGCAGGAACUCAGAGCCACUGCAGACAAACAGAAGAGGGCAGCAGAACGAGAUGCCAGAAGGGCUAAAACGAAAGAGAAAAAGCAGCAGAACCAGAGAGGAGCACUGCUGGCUGCUAUUAAGGAGCGUGGGAUUAAACUUUUAAAGCCUGAGGCGACCCGGCACAGAGAUUCUGAAAAUGAGCAUGAGGAUGGUGACAAAGGAUCUACAGCAGCCAUGGAAAAGUUAAGUCUGGAUGGACUAGGCUCACAAGAAGCCACAGGAGCACAGGUGUACUUGGAUGAUCAGGGCACCCUCCACUGGCCUGUGCUGUUCCUUUACCCUGAGCACAGACAGACUGACUUUAUCUCAGCCUUCUGUGAAAACUCCAGCUUUAUAGAUCAUAUAGCGGUUAUGUUUGGAGAGGAACUUCCUCCAUGGGACACGGACAAAAAAUAUCAGCCACAAAAUCUUCAGCUGUUUUUUGAAGACCACAAGAAGGGACACCUUUAUGAAGUGACUCUGGAGACAUCUCUUCUAGAUGUCCUAAAGCAUCCAGGGUGCUUUGUGAAGGAAGGUUCUCCAAGCUUCAUCAUAUUGGUAAAAGGGUCAUCAUUCUGUAGACAGUUUUUAUCAGGAAAGAAGGUCCAUCGAUUGAAAUGAAAGAUGGUUAAAGGACAUUGAGUGCUUUGGCCAUUGAUAAGGCACUUGUUAUAUUGUGGUUUUGCUUCAUGUACUGGGGAAUUGACUGUUAAUGCAUGAGAUGACCUUAAAAUGUCUAUAAUUUAACUACACAUAAACCUACAAGGAAGAAAACAACUUCAUAAAGGACAGUGACUAAAUGAAGCCCAAUGUACUGAAAGUGGCCUCCUAGUAAAAAUAAAUUCUACCACAAUGGAAACAGUUUAUUUAAAUAAACACUUUUCCACACACAUUAA
This is a messenger RNA of Silurus meridionalis, 1610 nucleotides long. It is a transcript of the gene ttc4, whose product is annotated as tetratricopeptide repeat domain 4. The transcript is spliced from 10 exons. Gene Ontology annotation, molecular function: actin binding; Hsp90 protein binding. Lineage: Eukaryota; Metazoa; Chordata; Actinopteri; Siluriformes; Siluridae. The record is from RefSeq and is a predicted model, not a curated record. Bases 136 to 1335 code for a protein of 399 amino acids.